Messenger RNA from Didymodactylos carnosus, 1009 nucleotides. The record is from the annotation of a GenBank genome assembly. NCBI's taxonomy places the organism in Eukaryota, Metazoa, Rotifera, Eurotatoria, Philodinida, Philodinidae.
AUGACUUCUGUAAAACAAUGUGAAAUUGAGGAAUGCAAACGAAGAGCAGGCGCACUAUGCCAUCAUUGUAACAAGGAUGUUUGUAAAAUACAUUUUAAUGAACAUGCCAACUCACUAAGCGAUGAACUUCAUCCACUUACUGAUCAGAUCAAUGAACUCGCUACCAAACUCAGUGGUUUAAGUUCAUCGCACGUAGCAGGACAAUCUUAUACCUUAUUGGACGAAUGGAGAAAUAGCAGUUAUGAAUUAAUUGAGCAACUGUAUCAAAUUAAAAAGCAUGAAAUAGACGUAUUAGUGAAAGAUAACUUUAUUGAAAUCAAGAAUGAGAAAUUGGAAAUGGUCAGAAGUCUCGAAGAAAAGAUCAAGAAAUGCAUUCGUGAUGAGGAUGUCACACAUGAUGUAAUUGCAGAAAUCAAAGAAACAAUUAGAAAUCUUGAUAAACAAAUUACUGAAUUAAAACAGAAUUUUAUCCAUGUACAAACAUCACCGUUCCAUACUGACGAAAACUGCUCCCCGUAUCAGACUCGAUCGAAGUCACACCCAAAAUUGACGAUCACAUUCCCCGAUUCAUCUGACGAUGAUGAAAUGAGUAUUGACAAGAGAAAACGUUGGUCCUUUUCAUUUUCAGAAAAAUCCGAUAUAAGUAACUAUCGACGCAGAUAUCCAGAUGCAGAAGAUGAUAAAAGACUCAACGACAAUUAUCGCUUUUAUACAAAUCAAAUUCGAUCAUAUCCCGAUGGUGAUUAUAUCGAUAAAAUACAUGAUGCAUGGUAUGGACAAUUCGAAGCUUUAGAACGACAUCACGGAUAUAUUCAGUGGUUAUUUCCAAUACAAGAGCAAAGCUUAAACUGGUCAGCUCAGCCAUUACAAAAACAUGAAAUUGAGCUCAUACUCAACGAUAAAAUGGCUCACAAACGUUUAUUACUAUCAUAUAAACUAAUGUUAAAUUUUUAUGGUUUCGAACUGGUGAAUGAAGAAACGGGUGAAAUUAAACGCAAUGAGGAUUAUC